Papilio polytes (common Mormon) is the source of this 2093-nucleotide messenger RNA. RefSeq names its product protein transport protein Sec31A (gene Sec31). Gene Ontology annotation, biological process: endoplasmic reticulum to Golgi vesicle-mediated transport; intracellular protein transport; COPII-coated vesicle cargo loading. Gene Ontology annotation, cellular component: endoplasmic reticulum exit site; COPII vesicle coat. The record is from RefSeq and is a predicted model, not a curated record. Gene Ontology annotation, molecular function: protein binding; structural molecule activity. The transcript is spliced from 10 exons. Lineage: Eukaryota; Metazoa; Arthropoda; Insecta; Lepidoptera; Papilionidae. Bases 128 to 1360 code for a protein of 410 amino acids.
UACAAAAAUUUGUGUUAUCUAUGUUUGAUGACACUUUAAGUCAAGAAAUCUGUCAAAUCAGAAAUAUUUACGUCAGCCACGUUGGAAGUGCCAACUCGGUGUUUUUAUGUGAAAGAGUGGCUUAAAAAUGAAGAUCAAAGAGUUAAAACGGACGGUGAACGUGAGCUGGUCGCCAGCGGAGCAGUAUCCGAUAAUGCUGGCGGCCGGCACCGCCGCGCAGCAAGUCGAUGCAUCGUUCAGUUCCAGUUCCUGCUUGGAAUUAUAUUCUCUGAACUUGGAGGAGCCCGGAAUGGAUUUAGAACUCAAAUCCAGUCUGCAGACACAACAUAAAUUCCAAAAGCUGGUGUGGUCAGGGGCAGGAGUGGUGGUGGGAGGCUGUGACGGAGGCUUGCUGCAGUUCUACAAUGCUGAGAAGCUCUUGGCUAGUUCCACAGAGGCACUAGUUGGAAGUAGCUCAAAACACAGUGGCCAUGUGUCAGCACUGGACAUCAAUCCCUACCAGAAGAAUUUGCUAGCUUCCGGUGCAUCAGAGAGUGAGAUCUUCAUUUGGGAUCUGAACAACACAAGCCAGCCGAUGUCCCCCGGCAACAGAAAUCAGCCAUACGACCAUGUGCAGGGGCUCGCUUGGAACCAACAGGUACAACACAUUCUAGGUUCAACAUUUGCUAACCGCUGUGUUGUUUGGGAUCUCAGGAAGAACGAGCCCAUCAUGAAACUUAGCGACGCGCAGUCUCGCACGCGCUGGCGCUCGCUGGCGUGGCACCCCCCAAAGCAAGAGGUGGCGGCGCAGGCGCCUAUCACGCACCCGCUGUUCGGCGCGGAGCCCCCGCAGCACGUGCCGCUGCACCCGCAGGCCUUCGCCCCCACGCCCGCCGCCGCCGCCGCCCCCGCCCCCGCGCCCGGCUACUACCCCGACCAGCACUAUCAGCAGCAGUACGCGCCGCCUGUCUACAAUCAGCAGGAGGCGGCGCCCCCGCCCGCCGCGCCGCUGCAGAAGGCGCCGCUGCCGGAGCAGUACGCGGAGCUGCAGGCGGUGUUCGACUCGCUGCGGGCCGACUGCGCGCAGCGAGCACCCAGCACGCAAAUGAAGAGGAAGCUGGACGACGUGCAGCGGAGGCUGGAGACGCUGUACGACCUGCUGCGGGAGUACAGACUGUCGGAGGGCGCGGUGGGCAUGCUGCGGCAGUGCGCGCAGCACGCGCGCGGCGGCGAGUUCCCGCAGGCGCUGCAGUGCGCCACCGCGCUGGCGUCGGGCGCGGACUUCGCCGCCGCCGCCGCCUUCCUGCCCGGCCUCAAGCUGCUGCUGCAGCUCGCGCCGCAGCUGCUGCCCCACCAGCACCAGCAGCUUCAGCAGCGGUAGACUGACAGCGACACCGAUAUCAUUCAGAUAUGAUUCAAUCCAAUGGGAGUUUCCCGUUGGACCAUUGGACUAUUGGACCAUUUACGAAUUGUUCUGAUUAAUUGUAUGAAUUCGAUCGACUACUUGAGGAAAAACCCAUCGCGUCGAUCGAUCGGUAUGUCGAACGGCCCAACGGGAAACAUCCAAUCUAAUCGUUUCAUUUCCUAGAUAGCAUAAAUGUAUAAUAGUUAAUGUCUCCUCUAUAAUUAUGUAUUAGUUUUAAUUUCCUUUUUAACAAAUGUUAUAAUCGUUUUAAAAUUUAUUUAAUGUUACUUAUUUUGUGCCAAUCUGUAUCUGUCUUUGUCUAUCUCAAAUGAUUUAUUAUUUGCAUUCCUUUGACGUAACAAAAUUGUAAAACCUCUUCUCACAAUAAUUUUAAUAUUUACUUUAAAUUAUGUUUAUACAUCAAACGUAACUUUAAUUAUUGUAAGGCUGUGGAAUAAUUUUGGAUUACAAUUGGCAGUUUUUAAUUAAUUUUGAAACAUGAUUGAUUACUAUAAAUUAAAAGUGCUCGUAAUUUUUUUUUAAAAUAUACGUUUUGAUGAUUUUAUUAAAAUGACUUGUAAUGAGAUUUAUUUGAAUUUAAACUCUAGUUCAUUAUUAUGAACUAUCAGUUUAAAGUUAACAGAACGACUUGAGAUCGCUUAAAUAUUAUUCUGCGUGUAACUGAUAAAUGUAAUUAAUAUAUUAAAUG